Messenger RNA from Staurois parvus, 327 nucleotides. The record is from the annotation of a GenBank genome assembly. NCBI's taxonomy places the organism in Eukaryota, Metazoa, Chordata, Amphibia, Anura, Ranidae.
GCCACCUGUCAGUGUCCAUCAGUACCAGCUGUCAGUGCCCAUCAGUGCCACCUGCCAGUGCCCAUCAGUGCCUCAUCAAUGCCACAUAUCAGUGCCUACCAGUGCACAUCAAUGCCACAUAUCAGUGCCCAUCUGAGCUGCCUUUCAGUGUCACCUAUCAGUGCCAGUCAGUGCCACCUAUCAAUGCCAGUCAGUGCCACCUAUCAGUGCUACCCAUCAGGGCCACCUAUCAGUGUCCAUCAGUGCAGCCUAUCAGUGCCCAUCAGUGUAGCCUCACUAGUGCACAUCUGUGAAGGAGAAAAAUCACUUAUUUACAAAAUUUUAUAA